Molecule: messenger RNA, 1820 nt
Organism: Setaria italica (foxtail millet)
Lineage: Eukaryota; Viridiplantae; Streptophyta; Magnoliopsida; Poales; Poaceae
Product: RNA polymerase sigma factor sigB
Exons: 6
Coding region: 140-1753 (537 amino acids)
Biological process (GO): regulation of DNA-templated transcription; DNA-templated transcription initiation
Molecular function (GO): DNA-binding transcription factor activity
Source: RefSeq, a predicted model, not a curated record
UAUCCAGAGAGACCAGACCAAGAGCGAAAUCCAUCCCCACCGUCCCCUCCCUCCACCUCCUGACCUCCUUCCUUCCCGGCAGCAAUGGUGACGGGCCCCUGGUGAGCCGAGCAGCCAGCCAGCCCGCCCUGGCUCGCCGAUGGCGUGCCUGGCGCCGCAGUUCAAGUGGGCUCCUUCCGCCACCGCCCACGCGACCUCCUCCUCAUCCAGGUGCUCCGCCCUCCGCGUCCACUGCGCCGUUACUUCCGCCGCCGCCGUCGUCGACACCGACCGCGCCAACGGCGGCGGUGCCGCGCAGCUCAGGCUCGCCUUUUCCGCGCCGGCGCUUCAGAGAAACUUUGAGUCCACUCUGGCAUCAGAGGCACUUCUGAAUGAAGAAGCUGUAGUAGAAGCUGCAGCAGCAGAGGCAGUUGCUCUUGCCAGAGCAGCUGCUGAAGCUGCUCUAGAAGUUGUUCAGAUGGUACAAAAUAACAAUCAUCAGCCAGUGAUUAGACAAAAGAAGGUCGUGGACAGCUACUUGGCAAAUGAAAUUCUUCGCACAGAGAUACAACCAAGCAGCCCUGAUGGAUAUGCUAAUGAUGUUUUGCUGGAGGACUUCGAGUCCUACGGUAUCAUGGCCGGUGGUGGUGAAUUAGAUGAUGAUGCACAGUACACUGAGAACAUAGCUGUGAAGUCUGCUCGCCAGUCCGAGAGAAGAGCUAGGAGAACCAGAGCAGCAAUAAAGGCUGCGACAACUGUCCGCGCUUCACAAAAAACUGCAACAUCCUCAAAGAAGAAACGACCCAAGGGUUCCUCACCUAGCAUGAAUCCUUUAGGUUCCUUGUGGAAGAUGACUGGCAGGAGACUUCUUACAGCUAAGGAAGAAGUUGAGUUCUCAGAAGGUAUUCAGGAUCUUUUGAAGCUUGAGGCAAUCCAAGCUGAGCUUACAGAAUACAAUGGUGGACAACCAACAUUCUCGCAGUGGGCAACAGCAGCGAGAACUGAUGAGAAAACUUUGCGGAAGCGUCUAGAUCAUGGUAUCUAUUGCAAGAACAGAAUGGUAACAUCUAAUGUGAGACUUGUAAUCUCCAUUGCCAGGGAGUUUGAAGGCCCUGGAAUGGAUCUUUAUGAUCUUAUUCAGGAAGGAAUGCAAGGCCUUAUAAGGGGAGCUGAAAAAUUUGAUGCGUCAAAAGGUUUUAGGUUCUCUACAUAUUCUCACUGGUGGAUCAAACAAGCAAUGCGCAAGUCUGUCUCAGAGCAGUCCCAAAUAUUUCGCUUGCCAGCUCACAUGGUUGAAGCAAGUUACCGUGUAAAGGAGUGCACAAAACGACUUCGCCGUAAGCUUAGAAGACGACCCACUAAUGAAGAAAUAGCAGUGGACACUGGUAUGCCAAUCAAACGAGUAGAGGCAGCAGUAAACCUCCCUAAGUACAGUGUAUCCCUUGACAGUAAAAUUGGUUCCACAGACAUGACUUAUCAGGAAGUCACAGCCGAUCCCAGUGCCGAGACAGCUGAAGAGAUGCUGAACAGAUUGUCCAUGAAGAAGGAUGUGCACCAGGCACUGGACACUCUGACCGCGCGCGAGAAGCAAGUUGUUGUGCUGAGAUUUGGACUUGAGGAUGGUCGGAUAAGAACCCUGCAGGAGAUUGGCAAUAUCAUGGGUGUGAGCAGGGAGCGGAUUCGGCAAAUCGAGUCUGGUGCUUUUCGGAAACUAAGGAGCAAGAAAAGAGUGAAGGCUCUGAAGGAUUAUCUGGUGCCAGUAGGCAAUUGGUGAACCAUUUUGUUUAAGGAUCAUUUUUUUCCGUUUUGAAUCCCUCAGUUUUUUCUUUGAGGAUUCUUUA